UGUUAAAAUUCUUCUCAGCUCUUCCAGCGCCUCCUACCAACAAAAUUAGAAACUGCCUGUGAGAAAAUUUUCCUGUGUGCAAAUUGUUAAUUUUUGGGGAUUUUUCCUCAAAAUCCUUGCACACUGCAACUGUAGAUAAUUAAGUGAUACCCAUAGGAGUACACAAGGUUCCGGGAGAAAAAUCAAAACAUGGGAGGUCACCACUUACCAAAGGUCCCAGAUGCAUCCAUCUACAAAGUUGAGGAUGUUCCAGAACUGCUGGAAGUUCAGAAAUCUCUGUCGCGUCAGGGAUUGAGGGAUCCUUGGCUGCGAAAUGAAGUCUGGCGGUACGAUGUCAAGCAAUUCGGAACACAUCGUCAGCGUUUGAUGUCUGUGCUCUUCCGUGGCUUCGGGAUUGGAUUUGCCGCCUUCCUGGCCACCAUUGGGAUUGAGAAAGCAUUCAACAUUGACUACACAGGAGGACGCCAUGCGCAUGGACAUGGACAUGGCGAGGAGGGGCAUCAUUAGGCAAAGAUAAUUCAAUAAAUUGAUUGUAGAUGAGAAAA
This is a messenger RNA of Phlebotomus papatasi, 545 nucleotides long. It is a transcript of the gene ND-B12, whose product is annotated as NADH dehydrogenase [ubiquinone] 1 beta subcomplex subunit 3. NCBI's taxonomy places the organism in Eukaryota, Metazoa, Arthropoda, Insecta, Diptera, Psychodidae. The coding region runs from base 190 to 507 and encodes 105 amino acids. Gene Ontology annotation, cellular component: mitochondrion. Gene Ontology annotation, biological process: electron transport chain; mitochondrial respiratory chain complex I assembly. The record is from RefSeq and is a predicted model, not a curated record. The transcript has 2 exons.